AGCGGUUCGUUGUAUCCUGGGUGGUGCAGUUUGGUUGACGCUUGCCUCUGGCUAACACAUAGCUCUCUCUAACACACCUCUUUUGUGUUUUACAGGUCGGCUGGCUCCUAUCCCUAGAUACGGGCUUCAGGAGCGUCCACCGAUCCUGUCCUCCCGAAACGCGCUUGUCGUUUCGGGUUCUCCCCGCUUUUGGGAGCUUUCAGUUAUGUUUGUUCCUUUUUCGCUUCCAAUGCUUCAAUAGCGCAUUUGGUUUAGUCACUGUUGCACCAGUGUUUGGUGCAACGGGUUGCGUAUACGCUCCGCACCUGAGCACCCGGGGUUCGCGUCCCAACUUUGCAUUUUCAUUUUUUCCCUUUUUCUCUUUUUCAGUUUCCCUCGCCUGCGGAUUCAGCGGCUCAAUCGGGGUUCUCCCGAUUUGUUUUUUGUUCCUGUUUUUUUGGGUUUUUCCAUUUGCUUUGACUUUUGUUUAAAAUAAAAUUAUUAUUUAAUAUCUGCACCUUGGGUCCUUGUCCAUUCAUCAUAACAUGUAUAUCAAAAAUAACUAUUGGAAAAUUCUCUGAGCUGAGGAUUGUGCUACUGGGUACAAAUGUUCAUUACACCAACAAAUUAGCAAACAUCCUUCUGGGAAAAGAAGUGUUUGAGACUGAAGCUCCUCCAUAUUUACUAGAUCAUCACCGUCAGAGAGUUAGUGGACAGGUGGAGGGAAGAACCAUCACCAUCAUCAAUGCACCUCACCUAUAUAAUCCCAAACUCUCUCAGAAGGAACUGAUACAGAAAGUGAAAGAGUGCAUCACACUCUCAGAUCCUGGACCUCAUGUGUUCUUACUGGUGCUCCAGUCCCAAAACCUCACAAAGGAGCACAAUGACAGAAUCAUAAGCACCCUGUACUCGUACAUCCCACAGUCUAUAAACCGGUUAUUAUUAGUAACUGCAGCUGAAGAGCAUGGAUUCUUCUCCACAUGUAUCAGUGAAUGUGAGAUGAAACACUACAGAAUUGUGAAUCUAUCACCAUUUAAUAAACAUCAAGUUCUGCAGCUUCUGAAGAAGAUAGACGUGAUGGUAACUGAGAGUGGAGGAGAUCACAUGACCUGCACAAUUAAUGAACCACAAGAGAGGAAGAACCUGGGAUUAUCAAGACCACAAGACCAGGAUUAUUCAUUAGAAACUACAUCAGCUGAUCCAGCUGUGAAGAGAAAACAGCUGGUGCAGAGUGAAGUGUGUGAGCUAAGGAUUGUUCUACUGGGAAAGAAUCUUUCAGACACAAGCACAGUGGGAAACUUCAUCCUGGGCAGAGAUGCAUUUCAAACUGAAGUUCCUCCACAUUCUGUAGACCUACACAGUGAGAGGGCCAGAGGAAAUGUGGAAGGAAGAUACAUAACCAUCAUCAAUUCUUCUCAUCUUUUUGAGCAGAACUUCUCGCAGCAUCAGCUAAACCUGCAUAUUAAAGAGUGUAAAUAUCUGGCUGAUCCUGGACCUCAUGUGAUCAUCCUGGUUGUGCAGCCAGAUGAUUUCACUGAAGCAGACAGAAACAGAAUGAAUAGUAUCUUCUCAGAUGUAUCUGAUGAGGUCUAUAGACACACCAUGGUGCUCAGUAUGGAACCCAUGGAACUGGGCACCACUGUAGAUCCACCUAAAGAAACUGCAGUGCAGAAGAUCACUGCUGACUGCAACAAGAGACAUUUAGUGUUUAAUAGAUGCAGUCAUGAUGAUCUUUUGGAGAUGAUUGAUGGAAUAGUUAAGGUAAAUAAUAAUGAGACCCUUAACUGCGAGGAAUUUCAGGAUCCUGUUAUUGAUUUAAAGACCUAUGAACAACAUACAGUCUUAGGAGAACACGGAGAAGAGCAAGUUCAAACCAAACAGCAAGAAAAUAAAGACACAACUGAUCUGGAGGAGAAAGAGAGCAAGAGUACUGAGCCUAAACUAAGGAUUGUGUUGUUGGAGAAGAGUCUACAGAACACCAGCACAGUGCAAAGUUUAAUCCAAGCCCACUAUCAGACCAACGUUACUCCUCGUUCAGUAGAUCAGCACAGUGCAAGUGCUAAAGGAACGGUGGAUGGAGGACGCUUUACCUGCAUCGACCCACCUCUUCUCUAUGAUCCAGAACUUUCUCAAGAGGAAGUGAUUCAGAGAGUGGAAGAGUGUCUGUCUCGUUCUCAUCCAGGACCUCAUGUGUUUUUAAUUCUGGUACAGCCAUACAGCUUUACAGAGGAGGAACGAAUGCGCCUGAUCUCCAUACUGAACUGCUUCAGUGACAAAGCUCUACACUAUUCCAUUCUGAUCAGUACAGACAUUAAAGAUUUUAGUUUAAAGGGAAUGUCUGGUGCUUUUCAGAAGCUAAAGGAAAACUGUCCAAAGCAUCACAAACUUAAAGAGUUACAGAAGAAGAAAAAAUAUGUUCGCCAGCUUUUUGAGGGCAUUGAAAUAAUGGUUAAAAAGAAUGGAGGCCAUCUCACAUGUAAAAGCUUUACAAAUGUGAGGAACAUUUUGUUCCCUAUAGAUGAGGGAUCCACAACACAAAAAAGAGAGACUACACAAACUUUAGUGGAACAGGUUAAAGAAAAGGGUAUAACAUCAGUGACACCAGGACGGCCAAGAAAAACCAAAGAUGAAGGUAUAAAAACACCAGAAGGAGUCUCUACAUUACCAGUGUUGAACUUGGUGCUGUGUGGAAGUGAUGAACUCAAAUCUUCAAUAUCAGAUCUCAUUCUGAAGCAGACAGAACUGAUAUCAGAUCCCAGAUCAGAGUGUUUAAUGAGGAAGGGUGUGGUGAGUGGAUACCAGGUCACACUGAUAGAGACUCCGACUCUCUACAACACUAAGCUCUCAGAAGAGGAAGUGAUGCGAGAGACUCUUCAGUGUGUAUCUCUUUGUAAUCCUGGAGUUCAUGCUUUCAUCAUCAUCAUACCUGUUGGUCCACUUCAGGAUGAAGAUAAAGCAGAAAUCAAGCUGAUCCAGAGGAUCUUCAGCUCCAGAAUGAAUGACCACACCAUCGUCCUCUUUAUCAACAGUAACACUGAUGAUACUGCAGCAAUAAACUUUAUUAAACAAAGUUCAGAAACAGAAGAACUUCUCAGCAUGUGCAGUGGUAGAUACAUCAUGUUACAGAAAACAGAGAGUGAAAGACUCCAGCAGGUACCAGCUCUGUUGGACCAAGUAAAGAUGGCGACUACCAACAAGUUUUAUUCUCUCCUGAUGUACGUUAAAGCACAAAGAGAUGAACUGGAGAAAAAACUGGCUGAAAAGGAGGAGAAAAUCAAGCAGCUACAGAAACAUCAACAGCAAACAUGUGCUGAGGGUGAAUUACUUGAUUCUGGGACUCUGAGAAUUGUUCUUAUAGGAAAAACAGGAAAUGGGAAAAGUGCAACAGGAAACACCAUCCUUGGAAGAAAAGACUUUCAGUGUGAUGUCAGCAUGACCUCUGUUACAACAAUUUGCCAUAAGGGAUUUGGAGAAGUUGAGGGCAAAUCCAUUGCUGUUGUUGAUACUCCGGGACUUUUUGACACCACGUUGUCAAAUAAAGAAGCAACUGAAGAAAUAGUGAAAUGUAUCUCACUCUCUGCUCCUGGACCUCACGCCUUUAUCAUUGUGUUAAGUGUAGGAAGAAUCACACAGGAAGAGCUGGAGACCCUGAGUCUGAUCAAGAAAAUGUUUGGUACUGAUGCUGCAAAGUACACCAUAGUGCUGUUUACACGCGGAGAUGAUCUGGAAGAUCAGACUUUGGAAGAAUAUAUUAAAAAAAAGGGUCAUAAAAUCAUGGAAAAACUAAUCAGGGACUGUGGUGGAAGAGUUCAUGUGUUCAACAAUAAAGAAAAGAACGAUCGUACACAAGUCUAUGACCUUAUCAAAAUGAUAGAAGAAAUGAUAAAGUCUGACAGAAACAAUUACUUUACAAAUGAGAUGUUUGAGGCAGCAGAAAAUUCCAUCCAGCAGAAACAACAAGAAAUACUAAAAGAGAAGGAGGAACAGAUGCAGGCUGAAAAAGAAGUUAUGAGAUAUAUAUAUGAAGAAGAGCUGGAGAAGAUAAGGAAGAGUAUGGAGACAGAGAAAGAAAAGCUGGAACAGGAGAGAUGUGAAAGAGAAAAAGUGUUUAAGGAAAGGGAAGAAGCUCUGAGACGAGAGUUUAUGAAAAAAGAAGAAGAAGAAAAGGAGAAACGGAGGCUAGAGGACCUAAGAAGAUCAGAAGAGGAUAAAAGACAAAAGGCAGAGAAUGAUCGCAUGUUGGAGGAGAUGAGGAAGGAAAUGGAAAACCAAAAUGCUACAUUUCUCAAGCAGCAAGCUGAAAAAGACGAGGAGGACCAGAGGAGAGCAAAAAGAGAAAAAAUCGAGAGGGAACGUUUUGAACGUGAACAAAAAGAAGCAAUGGAGAAACUAAAAAUCAGACAGAAUGAAGAAAUUAAAAAGAGAGACGAGGAAGAACAAAAGAGAAGAAAAGAACAAGAAGAAGAACAGGAAAACUGGAGGAGGAAAAUUAAGGAGGCAGAAAAUGAUAAAAAGGAGAUAAAAGAUGAUAUUGAGAGAAAAUGGAGAGAACGAGAAAUGGAAUUGAAGGAGAAGAUGAGAGCAGGAGAAGAGGAACACAAGAGAACAAAAGAGAAACAUGAUAAAGAAGUAAAAGAACAGGAAGAAAAACAAGAACAAAUAAGAAGAAGCUUUGAGAAGGAAAGAGAAGAUGAAAGACAUAAAAGAGAAGAGGAAAGAGAACAAUGGAAAGAAGCAGAAAGAAGAGAAAGAGAGCAGAGAGAGCGAGAGUAUGAGGAAUACAUUUUAAAAAUGAAGAAAGAGUAUGAGGAACAAGAAAGAAUUAGAACAGAAGAGUGGGAGAGAAGAAACCGUGAGGACAACGAGAGAAGAGAAGAAGACAGACAGAAGAUAAAGAGACUAAAAGAGGAAAUUGAGAAAGAAAGACAAGAAGAGCUCAAGAGAAGAGAGAAAGAAGACAGAGACAGAAGAGAGAAAGAAGAACGAGAGCGUGAGGAAAUGAAGAAGAACUACGAGAAGAAAGAGCUGGACAUGAAGAGCAAAUAUGAAGAUGAAGCUAGAAGACAAGCUGAGCAAUUUAGUGAUGUUAAAGCUCAGUUUGAAAAACACAUAGAGGAGCUGAUUACCAAGUACCAGACGGAUUAUGAACUUCUCAAUGAGCUGCACCGUGGUACACAGAAGGAAUAUGAUGAGCUUAAACAGAGCAAGGAGGAAACAGAGCGUGAAUUACGCAUUCUGAUGGAAACCUGUUUACCCGCCGAGGUUAAGGAUUAAAGUCGAGACUGCCGUGACAACUAUGCUGCUCGUGCCGGAUGUGACGGGUCUGGAGUAAUUGCACCAAGAAUGACAAGAAAUCACUACAGACUUUAUUGAAGACUAGAGCGAAGAACAACUCUAUUAUUAUUUAUCUAUUUAUUACCAGUUAUAACUUUUAGAUCAUUUAAUUCUGUGUUUGUAUGCUCUGUGUAAAUCGUGUAUUUAUUUAAAGUAUCCUCCAGACCACCCAAGAAGGAUGGGCCCUGCUGAGUCUGGUUCCUCUCAAGGUUUCUUCCUGUAAUUUUCAGGGAGUUUUUCCUUGCCACAGUCGCCCUCGGCUUGCUCAACAGGGAUUUUUGUAUCUAUUGGUCCUGG
Messenger RNA from Trichomycterus rosablanca, 5610 nucleotides. RefSeq lists its product as uncharacterized. The coding region runs from base 979 to 5253 and encodes 1424 amino acids. The record is from RefSeq and is a predicted model, not a curated record. Lineage: Eukaryota; Metazoa; Chordata; Actinopteri; Siluriformes; Trichomycteridae. Gene Ontology annotation, molecular function: GTP binding. The transcript has 8 exons.